AUGGCGGAUAACCAAAGCGAAAUAAGCUCUGCAGACUCUGCUGAAGCUCAGAAUCAACUACAGAAUGAGCAAUCAGAACACCUCUUAGACUCACCAUGGGCCAAAUUUACCGCGGAACAACUUAUGGAAAACUGUCCAUACACAGUUGCACUCAAGGUCAUCAAUACAGCUCUCUGGGGUGUACCCGCACCGGCGGACGCAAAUGAGACACACGCAACAACGUGGGUCGCUAAAGCUAUCCACGACUACAAUGUGUCAAUGGCCUGGGACGAUGACCUCUUCAUUGACUACAAAUGGGACUUUGAAGGAUGGACGAAGGAGCUAUUUAGCAAGGUUGAGCGUGGUACACUAAGGUCUCUUAAGAGUGUGCUACGACACCGGGGAGUAUACACUGGCAACAAUCACGCCAGGGUGGCGGACUCUCUCUACAACAUUCUAGGUAUAGAGAAUACUCUUGAAUGGGAACCAGCAGAGUUUCGAGCCAUGAAAUUCGACCAACAGUCCGAAGCGUACCAGCGCCAGCAGAGCAAUAAACGCCAACAGGACACUCAGCACACAGUCUAUCCAGCUGUACAACAACCACCGCAAGUACAACAACUGCCGCAAUUACAACAACCGCCGCAAUUACAACAGCCACCGCAAGUACCACAGCCGUCGCAAUUACAACGACCGUCGCAGGGCGAGCAACAAGAGCAGUAUAGAUUCUCUAAGCUAUGGGACAAUAGCAACAAGUAUACAGGGAAUGCGUACGAUCUACUAGACGAUAAGAUCAAGAUCUUCUUCAGCAUCUGCUGGCAGGUAGAUAUCCAAGAAGAGCAGUUUCACGCAGUGUUUCCCCGUAUCCUUACCGGACGUGCAGAGACAUUCUACAUACAGGUUGUAGAGAGAGAUGACAGCUUUGCUGAUGCGUACAUGGCAAUCAAAAACCACUUCGACCAUGACGUCCAUCACCAGCACUACUACACAGACUGGACGACUACAACCUUCGCUCGCACCCGCACAGAGAACCCCGACAAGGGACUACACGAGGUUCUGCAGAUCCUGCUUGACAAGCUGCAGCUAUGCCAGCGUGCCCUUGGCAAGAACUUUGAGGGCGAGGAUGCCCUACGUACCACUGUCAUCAAUGCCUGCCGAGGAGUACCAGAGCUUGAGAUGGCACUGUUCAAACCAGCCACAAUCUGUGAAGGACUCUUCUCAGACCUACGUUCUGCAGUUGAGACACACCUUGCACGGCAACACACUGCCCAGAUGGUCACAGAGGACCAAUAUUACUUAGAUCGCCGAUACAACGGCAAUGGAAGAAUCCGAGGUGGAUCUCGAGGUGGAGGAGGAUUCAGAGGCGGAUCCAGAGGAGCAUAUCGAGGAGGCGAGCAGCGCGACGACAACGGACGAGGAUUCAAGCCACGCUGGAGGAAGAAAUGCUUUGUUUGCCAGAAGGAAGGAUGCUGGUCUACCAACCACACAGACGAAGAGCGCAAGGCUGCCCGUACACAGUUCUUCUCUACGCUAUACUUUACAGGUACACAGCCCCCCAAGGACUUCUCCGUACAUCUUGCAGAAUACGAAGGGAUCGAGCACACUAGCCAGUACAAUCAGAGAGGCUGGAGAGAGGAGGAAGACUGCGAGGAUGACGACGAUGACGACGUCGCGGAAGCAUACCUUGAACACCAGUUUUUCACGGAGCAAUGCCUUGCAGAUCAGGCGUUCUUGCACCACAUCUCUGGCGACGACGUAUACCGCCAAGACGCGCCAUCAGCGCCAGCGUCACAGUUCCUGCUUGAAGACCGCUACACAAGAUCUGUGUACCAAGGGAUCCUACCGGAUACAGGCGCUGCCAACGUAUCCACAGUUGGCAAGGAGCAGUACCUUGCACUCACAAGGGAAGAUCCUACAGUUAGGAUGGAUACGUCUACAGCAGGAAAGGCAUCUAUCAAAUUCGGCAAGGGCGAGGCUACAUCAUCUAUUGGCACUGCACAGGUCUCUACAGACAUUGGGACGAUCAACUUUGAGGUGCUUGACGCACCUACACCAUUCUUAUUGUGCCUUGCAGACAUGGACAGGUUAAAGGUCUACUUUAACAACACCACAGAUGAGCUAGUCCAGGGUGACGUACACAUCCCGGUGAUUCGCAAAUGGGGACAUCCUUGGUUCCAUCUGAACAAAAGAGAGAGAGCAACUGUGUUCCUGACAGAGACAGAGUUGCGACGGCUCCAUCGACGAUUUGGACACCCAGCUGUCACGCGACUUGUUAAGCUCUUAAAGGAUGCUGGCUAUAACGACUUCGAAGAAAGAACCCUAGAAGAAGUCACUAAGUUCUGCCACCACUGCCAGCUCCACAGCUCCGCACCGCGCCGAUUCAAAUUCACUCUCAAGGAUGAUCACCACUUCAACUAUGAGAUCCUGGUGGAUGUGAUGUACCUGAGCAACAAACCUGUACUGCAUGUGGUCGAUUCCUCAACAGCGUUUCAAGGCGCGAGGUUCCUUAGCGCUAUCUCAGCUAAAGAAACAUGGCAAGCACUGCGGAUACUAUGGAUCGACACGUAUCAAGGACCACCAGACAUUAUCACGCAUGACGCAGGCACUAACUUUGCAAGCACAGAGUUCCGCGCAGAAGCAAAGAUCAUGGGAGUCACAUGCAAGCAAGUACCUACGGAGGCGCACUGGUCUAUCGGCAAAACUGAGAGGUACCAUGCACCUCUACGCCGCGCAUGGGACAUACUCUAUGCAGAACUCACUGACACUAUGUCCGACGACGCGAUUCUCCAGAUGGCUGUGAAGGCUGUCAACGAUACUGCUGGCCCCGAUGGACUAGUCCCGACGCUACUAGUCUUUGGAGCGUACCCACGAAUGACUGCAGAGUCACCGCCAUCCCCGUCAAUGGUUAAGCGCAGCGAGGCUAUUCAAAAGGCGACGAAAGCCCUACGCAAGAUCACGGCAGAGCGCCAAGUUGCAGACGCCUUGAACACCCGCAAUGGACCAGCCACUGCAGACAUGCUCGCGCUCCCACUCCAGAGCGAAGUCUUAGUAUGGAGAGAGAGUGAUGGCUGGAAUGGCCCGUACAAGAUCGCCAGUACAGAUGGCCACAACGUCACUGUUGACAUGGUCAAUGGUCCAACGACAUUCAGAUCCACUGUCGUCAAGCCAUACUACAGACCGGACCACCUUUGGAGCGACCCCGAUGCGCCACACGCGCCGAAUGAGCCGCAUGAGCCGGUAGCAGUACCACCGGCAGUGCAACCACGCAGGAGAGGCCGCCCUCCAGGGUCAAAGAACAAGCGGAAGGCGCACGCGUACAUCACCAAGAAGGAGCAGGACGAUCUUGAGCUAGCUAUCAAACUACGUAACGAUGGAGUGAUCACAACCUCAGGCGCCCCCUUUGAAGCGUCUGAUGACCAAGAGAUCAGCGACCUCCGAUGUAGCCAGCGCCUGAUUAUGUCGCUGGCGCCCGAGAUGGUACAACGCGGAAUGAACAUCGAGCUCCGUGACAUUACGCAGGCGUAUCCCCAGGCGCAGACAACCCUGAAGAGGACGAUACUCGCACAUCUUCCUACUGAGCUAGUCCAUCGAUAUCCAGAAGGCACGCUACUCCAUGUGAUCAAGCCGCUGUAUGGAAUCGCUGAGGCAGGAGUCCACUGGUGGGACAACGUAUCACGGACACCAUUGCAAGGAACUGGACAUGGCAACAUCGACUUAGACUUCAAUGGAUGUACACUCACGAUGGACGCCAGCAGAGUCUUGACCCUUAGGCAGAAAGGACAAGGAGGAAGGAUCAGGCUUGUGGAUAUCAGGGCACCCGACCGCGCGCAACAGUACACCGAGCAGCGCGCCCGCGGAGCGUACAUCGCAUCAACAUGCCAACCAGAGGCGUCAUUUGACCUGUCCGUCGCUGCUCAAGCUCAGCAACCAUCAGACGAGGACAUCAAGGCACUCAACAAACGCCUGAAAUGGCAGAUGGAGAAUCUCGAUCGUGGCCUGCACUACGUCACUGUCAAUCUUAUGGAGGCCAAGUUGAUGGUCUUUGUGGAUGGCUCCUUUGCCAACAACAAGGACCUCAGCUCACAGCUAGGCUUUGUCCUUAUGCUCGUCAACGAGUCUAUUGACGUCAACACCUUCACAAUACAGGGCAACGUGAUCCACUACAGCUCUACAAAAUGCAAGCGCAUCACACGGAGCGUACUGGCCUCAGAGAUCUACGGCAUGGUCAACGGCUUUGACAUAGGCAUUGCAGUUGCAACCACGCUGAGGAUAGUUACAGAACGACUUAGACUACCUGCAAUUCCCUUGGUUAUCUGUACAGACUCGUACUCCUUGUACGAGUGCCUAGUAAAGCUUGGGACGACGAAGGAAAAGCGUCUCAUGAUCGACAUCAUGGCGCUGCGCCAAUCAUAUGAGCGUCGCGAGAUCACGGAGAUCCGCUGGAUCAAUGGUGAAGACAAUCCUGCAGACGCCUUCACCAAGGCAUCGCCAAACCGCGCUCUUGAACGCUUUAUUGACGGCAAUAAGCUGACAGUCCGAGUAGAGGGAUGGGUGCAGAGGCCGACAAGCUUUGAUGGUUGA
This is a messenger RNA of Pyrenophora tritici-repentis Pt-1C-BFP, 4557 nucleotides long. Lineage: Eukaryota; Fungi; Ascomycota; Dothideomycetes; Pleosporales; Pleosporaceae. The record is from RefSeq and is a predicted model, not a curated record.